Molecule: messenger RNA, 2349 nt
Organism: Stegastes partitus (bicolor damselfish)
Lineage: Eukaryota; Metazoa; Chordata; Actinopteri; Pomacentridae
Gene: eno2
Product: enolase 2
Exons: 12
Coding region: 1-1305 (434 amino acids)
Biological process (GO): glycolytic process
Cellular component (GO): phosphopyruvate hydratase complex
Molecular function (GO): magnesium ion binding; phosphopyruvate hydratase activity
Source: RefSeq, a predicted model, not a curated record
AUGUCAAUCGUCAGCAUCAUUGCUAGGGAGAUCUUGGACUCCCGAGGAAAUCCCACUGUGGAGGUGGACCUUCGCACAGAAAAAGGUUUGUUCAGGGCUGCGGUGCCCAGCGGAGCAUCCACAGGAAUCUAUGAAGCUCUGGAGCUCCGAGAUGGAGACAAGAGCCGCUACAAGGGCAAAGGUGUUUUGAAGGCAGUUGGUCACAUCAAUGACACUCUGGGUCCAGCCCUCAUAGCCUCUGGCAUCAGCGUGGUGGAGCAGGAGCAGCUGGACAACAUGAUGAUCGAGAUGGACGGCACAGAAAACAAAUCUCAGUUCGGAGCCAACGCCAUCCUGGGAGUGUCUCUAGCCAUCUGUAAGGCUGGGGCAGCAGAAAAAGACACCCCCCUGUACCGCCACAUAGCUGACCUGGCUGGAAACACAGAGCUGGUGUUGCCAGUUCCUGCUUUUAAUGUGAUAAACGGAGGAUCUCAUGCAGGAAACAAACUGGCCAUGCAGGAGUUCAUGGUUCUGCCAGUUGGAGCUGAGUCUUUCAAGGAGGCAUUGAGGAUAGGAGCUGAGCUCUACCACACACUGAAGGGGGUGAUUCAGGAGAAAUAUGGCCAGGAUGCUACCAACGUGGGAGACGAGGGAGGAUUUGCUCCCAACAUUCUGGAGAACAGUGAGGCUCUGGAUCUGCUGCAGACAGCCAUAGAAAAGGCUGGCUUCACGGAAAAGGUGGUGGUUGGGAUGGACGUGGCCGCCUCAGAGUUCUACCGCGACGGGAAAUACGACCUGGACUUCAAGUCCCCGCCAGAUCCAGAGCGACACAUCAGUGGCGAGGAGCUGGCUGACAUUUACCAGGGCUUCGUCAACAACUACCCAGUGGUGUCUAUCGAGGAUCCAUUCGACCAGGAUGACUGGGAGGCCUGGUCUCGUCUGACGGCCCAGGUGGGGAUCCAAGUUGUCGGAGACGACCUGACGGUGACCAAUCCCAAGAGGAUAGAGAAAGCAGCCGAGGAACGAGCCUGCAACUGCCUGCUGCUCAAAGUCAACCAGAUCGGCUCAGUCACCGAAGCCAUCCAGGCGUGUAAGCUGGCUCAGGCCAAUGGUUGGGGUGUGAUGGUCAGCCAUCGCUCAGGAGAGACAGAGGACACCUUCAUCGCCGACCUGGUGGUGGGACUCUGCACUGGACAGAUUAAGACCGGGGCCCCCUGCAGAUCUGAGCGGCUGGCCAAGUACAACCAGCUCAUGAGAAUUGAGGAGGAGUUGGGUGACCAGGCUCGCUUUGCAGGCCAUAACUUCAGGAACCCCAGCGCCCUGUGAACCUGACAGACGAAUGACUUGCACACAAAUAUGCACGCAAUCGCACACAAAACUGACAGAAACGACAAACAAGGAACGAGCCAUGUACAAAGACAGAGCUCACUGAUUAAUGGGAGAGAGAGAAAAAAAAAAAAAACACGAGCAAAGGAGUUAAGCAAAAAAAAAGAAAAAAAGAAGAAGAAGAAAUAAAUAAAAUAAAUGAACAAAUUAUGCACUGGAUUCACACAGAGGGAGAUGAUACUGUAUGCACACACACACACACACACACAUGUAUAGAGAGAGAGUACACAGAUGCAACACAUGCUAAUGCACAUGCAGGGGAAUAUUAUGAAAAUAUCAUAUUUAUAAGCCAGACAUGCACUGUUACUGUAGUUUCAAAGGAAUAGUUCGUGUACAGUCGGUGGGGAGAGCUGCAAAAAUACAGAUUAUUGUAAAAAGAAAAGAAGAUUAAUGAGUAGUGAUAUCGUAGAACAUCGUAGACUGAAGCACGCAACUGAAAGAGAUGCAACACCAAAAAUAGUCGAUGCAUUUUGCAGAAAGCAGCAGUUUCAAGGACUUGGGGAAAGUAACAGUAGAACUACACACUGUAACACCUGAACACUCUCACACUCGGCUGUGUCACACUCUCACCUGGACACUCCAGCACCUGCACUCCUCCUCUUCCUCCUCUUCUUCUUCCUGCUCCUCUCUUUUCGUCUCCUUUUUCUUCUCGUCGUGUCUGUUUCUCACUUCCAGUCGCUCCUUAUUCUCCUCCUCCUCCUCAACCCGAUGUGAUUCUGAUUAUUUGUCCUUCAUGCUUGAAGUCCCACCUCCGUCUCAAAGAAAAAAAAAAAGAAGAAAAAGUAUCGAAUCCCCUAGUCCCCCUUCGUUCCUUUGGUUCCUCCUGAAUGUCCAUAGAAUAGCUGUGUUGAAAAAGAAGAAAGGGAAUUUAAAAAAAAUUAAAAAGCAAAAAAAAAAAAAAAAAGAUGUAACAGAACGCUUGUCAUUGAGAAUAAUGUGAAAAUAUGUGAAAUAAAAAGAUGAUAAUUUACAAUUUCAAUCACA